GUUCCCACUUUCAUGGGUGUGGUGAUUAGCUUACUUGGUGAACAUUUUAGUCUAAUCUGAGCCGAGUCGCGUUCGCUUAUGCUCCCUUAAACCGAUUAUUAUUUUUCUUCAAAUUAACACACCUGCCUUUGCGAUUUCUCUCACAGCCGGGACCAUGGUUGUCGUGUGAAAACGGAUCGGUGUGACUCGGAUUGGAAGGACAGACCGAGCCAACAGCAACAACAAAAAAAAAAAAAUCAUUUUUUCAGGUGUCAGCUGGUAAAGUGUGUGUGUGUGUGUGUCUGUGUGUGUGCGGGCACGUGUGUUUUCCCAGCCCUGUCAGUAUUUGGAGCGGCGUGUGGCCUGAACAAAUCACAGAAGGACAAUGAGUGAGCUGGAACAGUUGCGGCAGGAAGCCGAGCAACUACGCAAUCAGAUCCGGGAUGCCAGGAAAGCCUGUAGUGACUCCACACUGUCUCAGAUCACAGCUGGUCUGGACUCAGUGGGCCGGAUACAGAUGCGAACGCGACGCACUCUCAGGGGCCACCUGGCCAAGAUCUAUGCAAUGCACUGGGGGAGCGACUCCAGGUUACUUGUUAGUGCCUCGCAAGAUGGAAAGCUGAUCAUCUGGGACAGCUACACAACAAAUAAGAUGCAUGCCAUCCCGCUGCGUUCUUCCUGGGUGAUGACGUGUGCCUACGCCCCCUCUGGGAACUAUGUGGCCUGCGGAGGCCUGGACAACAUCUGCUCUAUAUACAGCCUGAAAACCCGAGAGGGCAACGUGCGCGUCACCCGAGAGCUACCCGGACACACAGGUUACUUGUCCUGCUGUCGUUUCUUGGAUGACAACCAAAUACUGACCAGCUCCGGAGACACCACCUGUGCAUUGUGGGACAUAGAGACGGGCCAGCAGGCCACCACCUUCACCGGUCACACAGGCGAUGUGAUGAGUUUGUCUCUUAGCCCGGACUUCAAGACCUUUGUGUCAGGAGCUUGUGACGCCACCUCCAAGCUGUGGGACAUUCGUGAUGGCAUGUGCAGGCAGUCCUUCUCCGGCCAUGUGUCCGACAUCAACGCUGUCACCUUUUUCCCCAAUGGAAAUGCCUUUGGCACGGGCUCAGACGACGCCACCUGCAGGCUGUUUGACCUGCGUGCCGACCAGGAGCUGAUGAUGUACAGCCAUGACAACAUCAUCUGCGGCAUCACCUCUGUGUCCUUCUCCAAGAGUGGCCGCCUGCUCCUGGCCGGCUACGAUGACUUCAACUGCAACGUCUGGGACACUCUGAAAGGCGAACGUGCAGGUGUGUUAGCUGGCCACGACAACAGAGUGAGCUGCUUAGGGGUGACAGAAGACGGCAUGGCCGUGGCCACUGGCUCCUGGGACAGUUUCCUGCGGAUCUGGAAUUAAACAAACCUCUUCCUUGUACUCAAUCACUGCCCUCCAACUUGCUCCCCGCAACCCCACCCCACAUAUCCAAACUCAUCUGCUGGGCUGGACCUGAGGGGUGCACUGUGGCAGCCGAAAUCCUCUCGACCCCCGAGUUCUCCUCUCUGCUGGAGACCUGCCCACCUGUGAGAAAGUACUAACUCUUUCUACCUGUCCAAGUGACGUAAUUUUUCACCCAGCCAUCACACAGAAACAUGAUUAAGAACCUUUCAGUAGAGUUGUCCAAUCAGAAAUAAAGAAAGAUGAGUUAAGAAAAACUGGAGAAAAGAAAUUGCCCCUCUACCAAUUCUCUUAUAGGGCGAGAUAAAGAAUCUUUUACCGUGACAAACAACAAACUAGAUGAUCGCCUGUGUGUAAUAUGUAAAUGUAUAUAUAAAGACAGUAUAUAUGUAUAGCAUUAUGUGUGUAUAUAUGCAUAAUAUAUGCAUAUAUAAUGUGUAUGUAUAUAUUUUUGUAGUUUAUUUCCCACCCUUGAGAUUUUUCUUUAUGAUUUUGGGGGGUUUAUGUUUUAUUUCUAUUGUACAUAUUCACAUUACUACUUGCCAGAAACGUGUAUUUUAAUCCUGUGUGAGUACCAGAUAGAGUGUCUGACAAUUUAGACACGGUAACGUAUCAUAAUUUAACCUAAAAGCCUCCUUAAUUUUUACAAUAUUUCUGGUACUUUCUGUUAAAUAAAGCCCACUUCUCCAGCAACGAAAGAGGAUUUAGCAAGUUAAACAAAAACAAUUUCAAAAAAAUAUACUUUGCCCCAGCUAAACUCACCUUCCUCAUCUGUAUGUGUAUUAUUGUACAGGCUGCAAGCGUAUUUCAUGCAUCCUGUAUCUGCAAAUUCAUGUGAAUGACAACACGACCCAUGGCAUUCCUCACCACAUCUUUUCAUUUGGAAAGAAACCACCUCACUGCUGUGAUUUAAUGAUUAGAGAGCGCGCUUCAAAAACAACAAGUGGUGUUUUUAGUCUGGAUUCAGUUUUAGCUCCAAAGUAGAAACUGGUGAAUUUUAGGCUUAGAUAGAACACUUUAUUUAACUGGAGGCACUGCCUUGACCUCUACUCGCAUGGAUUGUGGUUUGAAAUCCUCAGAUGUGGAAUAUCUGAAAACCACACACUCCAUGCAAACAGCUGUGUGAUAUGAUCAAUAACCCAACAGUCCUACAUCAUUGUUUUGCAUCAUCAUAUCACCUGUCAGCUGUGGCCUAUAGAAUCUACUUUUCCUCCGAGUUGAGAUGAGCAUGUCGAGUUGCCUGUACAAAUGACACUGAUGGAGAGAAGGGCAUCGCAAAGAGAGAUGCGUUCUCCUCAAGCAGAAGCCGUCUUCUGCCUGUAAUGGUGCUGAGGCCUGUAUGGACAAAUGGUAGAGCGGCCUGUCGUUGCGUGAGGAUAUUUAAAGGACCAUAAAAGACAGCAGUGACUCUGUAAGACGCCUCUGAGGACUUGAGAAAAGAUGUCCGUCAGAGCUCGCCAUGUCAUUUUUAUCUUUUUUUUUCAAAAGCAAAGGAUCAAUGAGUCCUCUUCGUUGUCAACAAGGUGUGAACUGAGCAACUGCAUGGAACUGAAAUCAUGUUAGCUGCUCCCAAAUCACACCAGUGCCGCCACAAGCUUGUAAAAAAAAAAAAGGAAAAAAAAAUGUUUCUUUUUUUAAGGGUUUUAAGACUUUUUUUUUUCCAUCACCAAAAACAUGUUAUGAACUUUUAACUAUUGCUUGUGAAGAAAGUGCACUUGGUAGACAGAAAUGUACACUUAGUAGAGAGCUAGACAUGCACUCACAAACUAGUACAAAUGUAAACCAUUGAACACAUGUGACUUAUUUACUCAUAGAAGUGCUGUCUGAUUUUGAGUAUCAUCGCAGAUCUUCCAUUAUUUUGGUUCCUCUAAAGGCUUAAUUAAAAAAGAAAAUACACAAUGUAUGUGAGUUGGACCUAUCCAUCGGCUGUUUCGGGUGCCUGUCUCUGAAAAUAUAUAUAUAUAUAUAUAUAUAUAUAUAUAUAUAUAUAUAUAUAUAUAUAUAUAUAUAUAUAUAUAUAUAUAUAUAUAUAUAUAUAUAUUAUUUUUAAUUUGACCCACAUGGGCUGGAUAAAGGAGGGGUUGUGCUCCUGUGAGAUGUGGCACUAUUGUGUCUCCAUUCUGCCUUACGAUACCAUUCAUAAUAGAAGGUAAUACUAGCAUCGACAACAGUAAUUUGUUCCUCUUACUAUUCCUUUUUACACACUGAUCAAUAAGAGAGAUUGCAAUUUUUUUUUUUCCAAUAGAAGCACAUUCUGAUACUAGUGAACACUAAAAAGCAUGCUUACAGAAAACCACGCAAGCACAUGCAGCUCCAUACUGCUUCUUAAAGCUUUUUAUACAAUUCUGCUUUCUACGACUACCACCGCACACUACCACUGUAGUAUUUAUUUAGGUUCAAUCGGCUACAAUGAAACCCCUCUAUGGCCUACCGUGAUUCUAGUUACCUUUUUACGUUCUUAAAUGUUUUAGCUGCUUCUACCUGGCUUUGCAUUAAUUAAUCCAUUUUGAGAGAAUGUUAAUAACAGUUAUCGUUUUUAGUCUGAGAAUAUCUUUUGAGGUGUGUAGGAUGUGAUAUGUAUUGCAUAUCAGUGUGUUUGUGUGUGUGUGGGGGGGAGAGAUGAGGAGCAGGAGGGGGGAGGGGGGGUUGCUGAUGUAUGUGGGUAACAUAUAGAUCUAAGUGUUACUUCCUUAUUUGUGCCAAUGUUAUCCACAGACUCUGAGCUGUGAACUGAAAACUAGUCAAUGUGACAAAAAGAAGAAGAAAAAAAAGGUUUGCUCACUACUCAAGUGCCAGCUUUCUCCAUAUCCAUCAAUUAAAGUCGCAUCAGUUUGAUUUUAUACCCAGUCUGUUGUCUGGCCAAACCGGUGUACUGCUUAUAUCUGAAGAUGGGUGUUUGUGUUAUUAAGUUAACAGUGCUUAUUAGAGUGAAGUUAGUCGGCGAACGUCAGAUGUUCAUGUGUCCCCAGAUAACGAUGAAAUGUAUUUAAAGGAAUAGUUUGACAUUUUGGGAAAUGUUUGCUUUCUGGCGGUUAAGUAGAUUCACGUCUCACUCAUGUCUGUCUGUUUGAACAUUAGGCCACAACCAGCAGCCUGUUAGCUUAGCACAAAGACCGCCUGGCUCUGUCUGAAGCCCCCUAAUAAACAAGUCUUGUGUCUUAAACAAAACGGCAAUUCCGUCUGUUGCCUGGCAACUGGUCAGGCACAAACCCACCCUGUGAAUGGCGAAUAAGCGUUUUUAACACAUGUGUUUGUACAUAUUAAAUGGACAACAUGUUCAUUUGUAUGUGACAGAUGCUGCUAGGCAGACGUUGUUACUGUU
Messenger RNA from Cyclopterus lumpus (lumpfish), 4748 nucleotides. Its product is annotated as guanine nucleotide-binding protein subunit beta-4. Bases 365 to 1387 code for a protein of 340 amino acids. Gene Ontology annotation, molecular function: protein binding; signaling receptor complex adaptor activity. Gene Ontology annotation, cellular component: heterotrimeric G-protein complex; cytoplasm. Lineage: Eukaryota; Metazoa; Chordata; Actinopteri; Perciformes; Cyclopteridae. The record is from RefSeq and is a predicted model, not a curated record. The transcript is spliced from 10 exons. Gene Ontology annotation, biological process: G protein-coupled receptor signaling pathway.